CCCGAUUUGUAAUUUGCAAAAAUGAAUAGUAACGCGUGGCAUUAAUCUGUUCUCUCGUCCUAAUCUAACUCAUCAUCAGUCCUAGGGUCUAUAUAAACUAAACCUCAGUGUUCGGUUUGUUCUACACGCAUCUUCUUCGGAUAAACGAGAAUAUGUUACGGGGUUCUCAAAGUUGUGUUGUAUUAUUUGUAACUUUCUUGUUGGCCUUAAGUUCCCAAAGCUUAGAAGGUCGCGAAAAUGGAGUGAAAACUAAAGUCUUUCUAUCACCUAAGAUUGUUCUAGGUCCCGGGUCAGUGGCUAACAAAUGGUUUUACAAUAUUGACUUUCCAAGAGGUCAUGUUGCAAUCAAGAAUUUUAAUGCUGAAGUAGUUGAUGAAUCCGGCAACUCUGUUCCCCUUCAUGAGACCUAUCUUCACCACUGGGUUGCUGUUAGAUACUAUGAGCGUAAAGGAACUGACGUUUCCAAGCACAGCGAAAGUUCUGGUUUCUCCCAGUCAAAUUAUAUAAUUGCAAGAAAUGCUGGAAUUUGCAGUUAUAAUGGUCUACCACAAUAUUUUGGCCUUGGGUCUGAAACACGAAAAACAGCCACACAUAUCCCAGAUCCUUAUGCGAUUGAGAUUGGCAACCCUGCAGAAAUUCCUGAUGGCUAUGAGGAAAAAUGGUUGCUUAAUGUUCAUGCUAUUGAUACUCGGGGUGCAGCAGAGAGAUUAGGAUGUACUGAGUGCAGGUGCGAUCUAUACAAUGUUACUUUAAAUGAAUAUAACCAACCUUUGGAACCAGAUUAUAUAGGAGGAUUAUAUUGUUGCUAUGAUAAGACACAAUGUCGGCUUAAACAAGGAUUUGAGAGUCCUAGGAGAGACCUCUACAUGAGGUACACUGUGUCGUGGGUUGAUUGGGAAGACUCCAUUCUACCUCUUAAGAUUUAUAUAUUUGAUAUUACUGAUACGUGGAAAAAGCCUGAAGAUUCAAAGAUGGCCCCGAGCACAAACCAUGAUUGCCACGUUGAGUAUACUGUUGAGGCUUGUGCCACAGAUACGAAUAAAGAGGCAUGUGUUGAUUCUAGACAGAUAAGUGUGGUUAUGCCAACUGGUGGUGAUGUUAUCUAUGGUGUUGCACACCAGCAUACUGGGGGCAUUGGUUCCACUCUUUAUGGAGAGGAUGGACGAGUAAUAUGCUCAUCGAUACCAACUUAUGGAGAAGGAAAGGAAGCUGGUAAUGAGGCUGGCUACAUUGUAGGAAUGUCCACCUGUUAUCCGAAGCCAGGCUCAGUUAGGAUUGCAGAUGGGGAAACUCUAUAUUUGGUAUCCAAUUACAGCAGUUCCCAAAGACACACUGGAGUUAUGGGGCUCUUUUACAUUUUGGUUGCAGAGCCAUUACCAAAUACAAAGUCUUUCACGCAGGCUGCAAUUGAGAUGCACGGGGAAACAGAAAAGAGCAGCUUGGUUCAGGUAGGGGUUCUGUUUGGAGUGGGAAUAGCUAUGGCCAUUGUUUUCGUCGGUUACAGAAAACUCAGAAGCCCACGAGAAGAUGGAUAUGCGCCAAUAGUGAUAAGAGUAAAUAUGUUAGGGGGUGCUCAAAGUUGUUUAACAUUGAUUGUGACUUUCUUGUUGGCCUUAUGUUUCAAAAGUUUGGAAGCUCGCGAAAAUGGAGUGAGAACUAAAGUUUUCUUAUCACCUAAGAUUGUUCUAGGUGCAGGAUCAGUGGCUAACAAAUGGUUCUACGAUAUCGACUUCCCAAGAGGUCAUGUUGCAAUCAAGGAUUUCAGUGCUGAAGUAGUUGAUGACGCAGGGAACUCUGUUCCCCUUCACGAGACCUACCUUCACCACUGGGUUGCUGUGAGAUACUAUGAGCGUAAAGGAACUGACGUUUCCAAGCAUAGUCAAAGUCCCGGUUUACACCAGGCAAAUUUUUUAGUUGCAAGAAAUGCUGGAAUUUGCAAUCAUGGUCUUAUACAGUAUUUUGGCCUAGGAUCUGAAACACGGAAAACAGCCACAUAUAUCCCAGAUCCUUAUGGAAUUGAAAUUGGAAACCCCGCUGAAAUUCCUGAUGGCUAUGAGGAGAAAUGGUUGCUUAAUGUUCAUGCUAUUGAUACUCGGGGUGCAGCACAGAGAUUAGGAUGCACUGAGUGCAGGUGCGAUCUAUACAAUGUUACUGUAGAUGAAUAUAACCAGCCUCUGAAACCUGAUUAUAUAGGUGGAUUAUAUUGUUGCUACGAUAAGACACAAUGCCUGCUUAAACAAGGAUUUGAGAGUCCUAGGAGAAACCUCUACAUGAGGUACACCGUGAAGUGGGUUGAUUGGAGAAACUCCAUUUCACCUCUUAAGAUUUAUAUAUUUGAUGUUACUGAUACUUGGGAAAAGUCUGAUAAAUCGAAGAAGGCACUCAGCACAAACCAUCAUUGCCAUAUUGAGUAUACUGUCGAGGCUUGUGCCACAGAUAUGAAUAAAGAGGCCUGCGUUGAUUAUAGACGGAUAAGCGUGGUUAUGCCAACUGGUGGUGAUGUCAUCUAUGGCGUUGCACACCAGCAUACUGGGGGAAUCGGUUCCGCUCUUUAUGGAGAGGAUGGACGAGUGAUCUGUUCAUCGACACCAACUUAUGGAGAAGGAAAGGAAGCUGGUAAUGAGGCUGGCUACAUUGUGGGAAUGUCCACCUGUUAUCCGAAGCCAGGCUCAGUUAGGAUUGCAGAUGGGGAAACUCUAUAUUUGGUAUCCAAUUACAGCAGUGCCCAAAGACACACUGGAGUUAUGGGGCUCUUCUACAUUUUGGUUGCAGAACCAUUACCAAAUACAAAGUCUUCCAUGCAGGCUGCAGUUGAGAUCCACGGAGAAACAGAAAAGAGCACGUUUGUUUGGGUAGGAGUUCUCUUUGGUGUGGGAAUAGCUAUGGCCAUUGUUUUUGUCGGUUAUAGAAAACUCAGAAGCCCAAGAGAAGAUGAAUAUGCACCAAUAGUCAUAUGAUCUUGUAUUUAUCUACCAUGUAAGGCUAUGUAAUGUACCAAAGAUGCAAUUAGUAAGUGAGGAUCGUUAUGAACUGAAUGCAAUGAGGGUGCAUGGAUCCAGAGAUUU
Daucus carota subsp. sativus is the source of this 3065-nucleotide messenger RNA. RefSeq lists its product as uncharacterized. The transcript is spliced from 9 exons. The record is from RefSeq and is a predicted model, not a curated record. NCBI's taxonomy places the organism in Eukaryota, Viridiplantae, Streptophyta, Magnoliopsida, Apiales, Apiaceae. The coding region runs from base 153 to 2957 and encodes 934 amino acids.